CCCGGCGGGGAUGCCUGGCCGAGGGCGGCCAGACGCACGGAAAGCGGGUCUCUGGCGUGGGCCGGGGGAAGCAGCCUCGCUAAGGAGCCCUCUGGGAGCGGGGCACCCAGCCUCUCCCUCCGGGCUCCGCAGCUUGUCCACUAAUGCCGCAGAGCAGUGACCUAAGACUUUUUGGAGGGCAGCACGCCUAGAGAUACACUCCAUCACGCACACUCCUCCAGCACCAUGUCAGGAAACUACACCCCCUCUUCUGGGGGCCCCUUCUCGGCUCUCACCCCCAGCAUCUGGCCACAGGAGAUCCUGGCAAAGUAUACCCAGAAAGAAGAGUUGGUGGAGCAGCCAGAAUUCCGGUACGAUGAAUUCGGCUUCCGAGUGGAUAAGGAAGAUGGCGCUGAGCCGAACUCCAGCAAGCUGCUGGGGAUUCCACUGACGGAGGAGCCACAGCAGAGGCUGAAGUGGCAGGCCCACCUGGAAUUCACGCACAACCACGACGUGGGGGACCUCACCUGGGACAAAAUCGAGGUCACGCUGCCGGGUUCGGACAAGCUGCGCUCACUGGUGCUGGCUGGCAUCCCACACAGCAUGAGGCCUCAGCUGUGGAUGCGUCUCUCUGGGGCCUUGCAGAAGAAGAGGAAUUCGGAGAUGUCCUACCGAGACAUUGUGAAAAACAGCUCCAAUGACGAAACUAUCUCUGCCAAACAGAUCGAGAAGGACCUGCUCCGCACCAUGCCCAGCAACGCCUGCUUCUCCAACAUGAACAGCAUCGGGGUGCCACGACUGCGCAGGAUACUCCGGGGACUAGCCUGGCUUUACCCAGAGAUCGGAUACUGCCAAGGCACCGGCAUGGUGGCGGCUUCCCUGCUGCUCUUCUUGGAGGAAGAAGACGCCUUCUGGAUGAUGUGUGCCAUCAUCGAGGACCUGGUACCUGCCUCCUACUUCAGCACCACGCUGAUGGGAGUGCAGACCGACCAGCGCGUCCUACGCCACCUCAUCGUGCAGUACCUGCCACGGUUGGACAAGCUCCUGCAAGAGCAUGACAUUGAGCUGUCCCUGAUCACCCUGCACUGGUUCCUCACGUGCUUCGCUAGCGUUGUGCAUAUCAAACUGCUGCUGCGCAUCUGGGACCUCUUCUUCUACCAGGGUUCGCUGGUGCUCUUCCAGGUCACACUGGGCAUGCUCAGUAUGAAGGAAGAUGAGCUAAUCCAGUCGGAGAAUUCUGCCUCCAUCUUCAACACUCUCUCGGACAUCCCGUCUCAGAUCGAGGAUGCGGAGGUGCUGCUGCGGGAGGCCAUGCGUGUUGCUGGCUCGCUGACAGACAUGGCAGUGGAGACCCAGCGCCGCAAGCACCUGGCUUACCUCAUUGCUGACCAAGGGCAACUGCUCAACCCCAGCGCCGCCGUCAAUAAUCUAUCCAAGAUUGUGCGGCGCAGGACCCAGCGCAGGAAAUCUGGCAUCACCUCGUUGCUUUUCGGUGAAGAUGAUUUGGAGGCACUGAAGGCCAAGAACAUCAAGCAGACGGAGCUGGUGGCUGACCUUCGUGAGGCGAUCCUGCAGGUGGCACGGCACUUCCAGUGCGUGGAUCCAAAGAACUGCAGCAUUGACCUGACUCCGGAUUACACCAUGGAGAGCCACCAGCGGGACCAUGAAAACUACGUGGCAUGUUCCCAGAACCGCCGGCGCCGAGCCAAGGCACUGCUGGAUUUCGAGCGCCAUGAUGACGACGAGCUGGGCUUCCGCAAGAACGACAUCAUCACAAUCAUAUCCCAAAAGGACGAGCACUGUUGGGUGGGGGAGCUAAAUGGACUGAGAGGUUGGUUUCCUGCAAAAUUUGUGGAGGUCUUGGAUGAACGGAGCAAAGAGUACUCCGUUGCUGGCGACGACUCGGUCACAGAGGGGGUGACAGACUUGGUCCGAGGGACACUCUGUCCAGCACUGAAGUCUAUAUUUGAGCAUGGGUUAAAGAAGCCGUCCCUACUGGGGGGGCCCUGCCACCCCUGGCUGUUUAUCGAAGAGGCUGCUGGACGGGAGGUGGAACGAGACUUCGACUCGGUGUACUCCCGCCUCGUGCUCUGUAAGACUUACAGGCUGGAUGAAGAUGGAAAAGUUCUGACUCCAGAGGAACUGCUUUAUCGGGCAGUGCAGUCCGUGAACAUGACGCACGACGCUGCGCACGCUCAGAUGGACGUGAAGCUUCGCUCCCUCAUCUGCGUUGGACUCAAUGAGCAGGUCCUGCACCUGUGGCUGGAGGUGCUGUGCUCGAGCCUGCAGACAGUGGAGAAAUGGUUCCAUCCCUGGUCUUUCCUGCGCAGUCCUGGCUGGGUGCAGAUCAAGUGUGAGCUCAGGGUCCUCUCCAGAUUUGCAUUCAGUCUCUCUCAGGACUGGGAACUUCCUAUUAAGAGAGAGGAGAAGGAGAAGACGCCGCUGAAGGAAGGAGUGCAGGACAUGCUGGUGAAGCACCAUCUCUUCAGCUGGGACAUAGAUGGCUGACCCCGCCCACUGCAGACCUUCUAGACUGCCACACUCAACACACACACUCCUCCCUCCCCUACCCGUGGCUGCUCUCAGCCCAGCUGAAGCGACAGCCUCUCCAGCUCAGCCGGGCACUUCACCCCAGGCACUGGGUGGCUGGAGGGCUGUGUGUGGUCUUGCAGGCAGAAAUCCUUCCCCCAGCCUGUGCAGGACACCCCGCACCAGCUGCCCAGCUCUCAGUCCCAUGUGUUCCCUUGUCCCCCAGCUGUAAGCCCUGCUCGGAGAGGAGGGGGGACUCCACCGGCCAGAUCUCUAGCUUCCUUUUUGGCCCACCCUGCUGCUCCUGGGAGAGGGUUCUUAAUCUGCCUCAUAGCCCCUCUCCCUACUGUCCUAGGGGUAGUGAGCAGAUCUGUGUGUCUGUCCAACAUUUCCAAGUGCCGCUGGAGCCCAGAAUGUGAGGGCAGCAGGUGAAGAGAGAACUCCCCCCGGGUGCUUGAUAACUGCAGGGUCCAUUGAAGGGGGAGGCUGAGGAAUGCACAGAACCACUGGCUGACCUGGGCUUCCCUGUCUCUUGUGCUUUGGAAGCCUCCCUUGGUGAAAAAUCUUUUGUCUUGUUGCCCUAGCAGUGUAAGGGACGGAUGGGGGUGCUGACAAGAUGUGCCUAAGGGAGCAGCCAGUUACCAACUAUAACUGCCUUAGGGGAUGGGGCUUUUUCUCAAAAGUGUGGAGGCAAGCCCCAGUUCUCCCCUAGCCGGAGGGAGCAUCAUGCUGUUGUUUUAGCCUCUACCUGCGUUACUUUAAAUUAACCAAAAAGAUGUAAAUGAUCUCUAGACAUAUCUCUAUAUUUUGGCAUCAUCUUAGCUCAGGAAGUGGGUUCAGGCCUGAGCUGGCUCAGGGAGACUAACUCAGCUCCUGCCCUGUGGGAAGAGGCUGAGGCCUAUAAGCUGGGAGUGGAGCAUCACUACUGCUGUAGGGUGGCUCUGCUCCAUGGUGUCUGUGACUUUAGCAAUGAAAGCACUUGUUUGUGAGCACAAACUACUCAUGAAAUAACACUAGAUUCUUACUUUCCUUCAGUCUUUGGGGUUGUAAAUAAAGUGCAUCUUGGGAGAGCUUUGGUGGUUUUCUCCAGCAGGGUUUGGGGUGGUGAGUGAACCUUCCUUUGAUUUGCUAUUGCAGGUCUCUGUGGGAUUUAAGCUGGAUGCCUGCUCUCUGAGCUCCUGGAGGGAAAGAGGAAUCCUUUACAGGAGCAGGGAAUUAGUCUUUAUCUCACUCAGUGACCCUGAAAUCACCUCAUCUCUUUUCUCCCUGUUUCCAACUGAAAUGGGUCUUAAUCCUUAUGGCUUGGUUUGGAAUUUAGCUAAUAGGAGAAGGCUGCACUGUGCGGUGGGAUUUAUAGGCACACAGAAUUGCAUCCCCACACCCGCAGGGAAGGGUGCCCCUCUGUGUUGCAGAACAGAAUAUUCAGUUGUGGCUAUGGCAUUAGUGCCAAUUCUACAGUGCAACAGUAGGGCUAGGAAAGACGAGGUCAAGCCUGGCUUCUUGACUAAAGCAGGUGUCAGAACCAGCAGCACAUUGCCCUAGUGAGAGCAUGGUGGGAUGGGAUAUUCAGGACACUUCUAAUGGUGACACAAGUCAACAACAGCGUUUUAAACUGUACAAGUAAAAAUCACAUCCCUGGGGACUUAGCAGUGUAAAAAGACACAGCAGGAAAAGCCGUUCUGCACUUUUUCGUCUGUCAUGCAGUUAAAAAAAAAAUAAAGGUUCUUGGCAAGGCAACCAUGUGCCUCAGCAUAGAGGAGUGGGGAAGAGGGACUGUCUCAAAACAGAGUUCAGGGCUGAAGGCAGUUAAGAGGUAAGGUGCCCUUUAUACUUCCAGGAGGGAAGCAAAGAAAACAGGAGAACCUUGCUUGACAGCUCUUUAGGAAUUGUGCUCUCCUGUGUCCUAAACCCAACUGAUAGCAACCUUGAGAAGGUUGGAGACAACUUGGAGCAGAUAUGGAUGAGCACAGGGCAUGCAGGCCUGUUUCUAUUCAAGUGCUAUUCUAACAGGAAUGGUUCCAUUUGCAGGACACCUGCUCCUGGGGGAAGCUCCACUGGAGGAUGUGUAUGCACCAUAUACUCUUGACCAGCGACUGUAAAUAUCAGUGUUGCAGUGCCACACCUGGAGCUCCAGGUGAUGGCACACAGGGAGGUGUAGACCCACUGCUGCUCCAGUUCCUGCUCAUGAAACCUGGCAGACUCUGCCCCUGAGGGGAAGAAGAGCAGGAGGUAGAACACCCUGACACACAAAACAUCUUGAAGAACUCACAGCUAGGUAGCCUCUCUAUGACUGGAGGGGUGCUCCAGUGUAGGAGCUUCCCAAGCAGUAGGUCAACAAGGAGGUGGGUGGUGAAUUGAAGAGCUGUCACCCCACGUCAUGUCAGUUCUGGAUGCAGGUCUGCUGGUGUAAUGUUUGACAAAUGUGUGAACCAAGGAGCAGGUUGCAGCCCUGCAGCUUUCUGAGAUGGCGAUGGCUAUAGCAGUGGACUGAGCCUUCACUUGCUGAGGGGGAUAUUUCACAGCAAAUCAAGAUACAAUCAAACCCUCUUGGACAGGCUUAGGGGAAAUCCGCUAACCUCUUAUCCUUUUCACCAAGGAUGCAAAGAGCCUUAAGACUGGCAGGGUAGAUGGCAAGGGCCCUACUUACAACUAAUGUUUGGAGACAAGCUUCCUCCCUCAAAGUGGGGGCUUAGCCAUUUGCUGGUAUUUUAUCCUAUCUUGGUUGGUGUGAAAUUCCAACAAGUCUUUAGGGAGGACUCAAGGACUGGGGGGGCACAGCAUGACCUUGUUGUGCUAGCACGUAGUGGAUCUGUCAUGAGCCCCGCGUUCUCGCAUUCUGAGCUGACGACGCUCAGAAGUAAGUCUUGAGGCUGAGACAGCAGGGAGUUUGCAACUGCUGGUAAACCACUGAAGUAUCUGUGUGAGGGGAGAUGUACCAGUACCACAGCCAUGCUGCACAGUUUACAUAAUACAUGGCUGUGCUGUUGUCCAGCAUUACUCUGCCAGAGGGGCCCUUUCGGUCAUGAAGUGAGUGCUGACAUGGGUAGUGGCCUUCCCUUAGUUCCAGGAUGUUGAGUUGGAGUGAUGGCUCAUGUGAGGAC
Messenger RNA from Mauremys reevesii (Reeves's turtle), 5609 nucleotides. RefSeq names its product small G protein signaling modulator 3 (gene SGSM3). NCBI's taxonomy places the organism in Eukaryota, Metazoa, Chordata, Testudines, Geoemydidae. The record is from RefSeq and is a predicted model, not a curated record. Gene Ontology annotation, molecular function: protein binding. Bases 226 to 2487 code for a protein of 753 amino acids. The transcript is spliced from 22 exons.